GUCGGGCGCUGACGGACGCGGCCGCGGGGCGCUGCUGCGGGAAGAUGGCGGAGCUGCGCGCGCUCGUGGCUGUCAAGAGGGUCAUCGACUUCGCUGUGAAGAUCCGGGUGAAGCCGGACAGGACGGGCGUGGUGACGGAUGGCGUGAAGCACUCCAUGAACCCCUUCUGCGAGAUCGCCGUGGAGGAGGCCGUGCGGCUCAAGGAGAAGAAGCUGGUGAAGGAGAUCAUCGCCGUGAGCUGCGGGCCCACACAGUGCCAGGAGACCAUCCGCACAGCGCUGGCCAUGGGCGCUGACCGCGGCAUCCAUGUGGAGGUGUCCCCUGCCGAGGCAGAUCGCCUGGGUCCCCUGCAGGUGGCCCGAGUCCUGGCCAAGCUGGCCGAGAAGGAGAAGGUGGACUUGGUGCUGCUAGGCAAGCAGGCCAUCGAUGACGACUGCAACCAGACGGGACAGAUGACAGCUGGACUUCUGGACUGGCCGCAGGGCACAUUCGCCUCCCAAGUGACGCUGGAGGGGGACAAGCUGAAGGUGGAACGGGAGGUGGACGGGGGCCUGGAGACCCUGCGCCUGAAGCUGCCGGCCGUGGUGACCGCCGACCUGAGGCUCAACGAGCCCCGCUACGCCACGCUGCCCAACAUCAUGAAAGCCAAGAAGAAGAAGAUCGAGGUGCUGAAGGCAGGGGAGCUGGGCGUGGACCUGACCUCGCGGCUGUCGGUGCUGGGCGUGGAGGACCCUCCGCAGCGCACGGCCGGCGUCAAGGUGGAGACCACCGAGGACCUGGUGGCCAAGCUGCGGGAGAUCGGGCGGAUCUGAGCCGCUCCCCGAAACUCGCCAAUAAAACUGUGACGCUCUCAA
Molecule: messenger RNA, 854 nt
Organism: Ochotona curzoniae (black-lipped pika)
Lineage: Eukaryota; Metazoa; Chordata; Mammalia; Lagomorpha; Ochotonidae
Gene: ETFB
Product: electron transfer flavoprotein subunit beta
Exons: 6
Coding region: 45-812 (255 amino acids)
Cellular component (GO): cytosol
Molecular function (GO): electron transfer activity
Source: RefSeq, a predicted model, not a curated record